AUGGCCACCUACGCUACCCGACUUCAAAACGUUCUUGGGCCAGUUGUUGAGAGGGCUCGACGGUGGUCGCAGUCGUCGGCCGCUGAGGAGCGUCCUGCACCUCCUAUUCCGGCCCUCUCAGAUGAGGACCACAAUUUCUCAGCCGCAGAAUUAGCUAUAGCGACACCACUCCAUUCCCCUCGCGCCUUGGAGCCAGUUUUCGAAUCUUUCGAUGCAGACCCGGAAGACGGAGCUUCCGGACAGGCAUUAGCAAUCGGUGAUCCUUCUUCAAGGUACCGACCACCCAUGUCAGGUCAAUCAAACGAAUUCGCGAAUCGGACACCCGAAUCACCACCGCCGUCGUCAACAUGGAGGUCGCCAAUAUCUUUCUCUGACUUACCUACCGCCUCAUCCCCGACCUCGGAAGACAAUUCGACGUCACAGAACCCCGCGAAAUCUGCGCUCCCGGAAGAUGAUGGACAGAAGUUUUUGCGCCAAAAGCUUGUCGAGAUCUCAAGACUGAAUAUUUCAGAGCGGGAGAGGGCCGUACGAAUGCAUAGUCUUAUGUUGGAGAAAUAUAAUGCCUCUCGUCGUCCCGGGGAAAUGUUCGAGUUAGAAUCUGCACAGUCGGGCCAGUUCCAAGCUAAUGCAGAGGAGCCCUACAUCUCACAGCAUGAUAAUCCGUUCAAACUUUCACCUCUGGAUAUCGCAAAAACAUAUUAUACAGGACCACCUACUCCAGAUGUAGCAGCUAAUGGGGAGUUGGUAGUUCAAGAGGAGAUAACAACUUCUACGGAUUUUGGAGCUCCCCAAGAUAUACCGCAGGAGCUUGGAUGCCCGCAUUACCGGCGUGGUGUAAAACUCCAAUGUUCGACAUGUGAGAAGUGGCACACAUGCAGGUUCUGUCACGAUGAGAAAGAGGACCAUGUUUUGAUUAGGAAGGAAACUAAAAACAUGUUGUGCAUGCAUUGUGGGACGGCCCAGCCAGUAGGGCAGGACUGCAAGAAUUGCGGCAUAAGGAGCGCUAGAUACUAUUGUGACAAGUGUAAAUUGUGGGAUAACGACCCGCGAAAAAGUAUUUAUCAUUGCAAUGACUGUGGAAUAUGCCGGAUCGGUGAAGGACUGGGCAAAGAUUUCUUCCACUGCAAGAAAUGCGGUGUAUGUAUGUCCAUCUCUUUGGAGGGCUCCCACAGGUGCAUAGAGCGCUCAACGGAGUGUGACUGCCCAAUAUGCGGUGAAUACAUGUUUACGUCUACCAUGACGGUCGUUUUUAUGCGUUGUGGACAUUCAAUUCAUCGCAAAUGCUACUAUGAGCAUAUGAAGACAUCCUACCGGUGUCCUACAUGUACGAGGACAAUCGUAAACAUGGAAAGUCAGUUUCGCGCUCUCGACUGUGAGAUUGAUGCUCAACCCCUUCCUGCUCCGUACGAUAAAUGGCGGUCCCUUAUCACUUGCAACGAUUGUUCGGCAAAACAGAAUGUUCCUUUCCACUUUCUGGGACUGAAAUGCGACAAUUGUAAAUCGUAUAAUACAAGUCAAAUUCGGACGAUCCGGCCUGAAAAUAUGGCCGGUGAUGUUGAUAGAGACAACAACAACACAUCGCCAGCCGUACCUCCCGCACCGUUAAGGACAAUUUCCUCGAAUUCACUAGCAACAGCACAACCACUGAAUUCACCGCCACGCUUGGCGCGGGCCGAAGCCGGGCCCACAGAUGGAGAGGCGGCAAUUCUAAAUGCAAACCGAGCGCUUGCAGCAGCCGAGGAGGCGAUUGGUGUUACGUUGGAUAUGGGGGACGAGGACUUGAUAGUCGAUGAUGGUUGGGAGACGAAUAGUGAUGCGGUUUCGGACCUGGAAGUGGACGACGAAGACGAGUUUAAGACAGAGAAUGGAGAUGAAGAAGACGAUGAAGAUGAAGACGACCCAAUCCAGCUUAUUGGGCACCCAUAA
This is a messenger RNA of Morchella importuna, 1926 nucleotides long. RefSeq lists its product as uncharacterized. Gene Ontology annotation, cellular component: nucleus. The transcript has 4 exons. The record is from RefSeq and is a predicted model, not a curated record. The coding region runs from base 1 to 1926 and encodes 641 amino acids. Gene Ontology annotation, biological process: ubiquitin-dependent protein catabolic process; protein ubiquitination. Gene Ontology annotation, molecular function: zinc ion binding; ubiquitin protein ligase activity. NCBI's taxonomy places the organism in Eukaryota, Fungi, Ascomycota, Pezizomycetes, Pezizales, Morchellaceae.